AUGAGUCAACAAUACCGCACUUCGCAGCAACAGCAGGGGCGCGUCAAGAAGAAGGAGGAGGAUCCCGCUGAUUUCAUGCGACUGUCUGAAAGGGAGAUCGCAUCUUGUAUCAGCGAGAUGGGAAUACCCUUCCAGCCCUCCGACCUCAUGAAACCCAACCCUCAAGUCAUUCAGAUGGUGUUCGAGCACUUCGGCGAGCUGGUCAUGAACGCGACUCGUCAAUCCCUCGACCCCGCCAUGCGCGCCGCAGCGGAAGACGUCUGCGCCGAAUUCCCUGAGCUGGUACCGGUUGAAACGAGGCUUCUUAUGGGUUUUUUUGUCCAACUGCGGACAAUGCUGGAGCAGUGCGGGAUCAACGAUUUCUCCUUCAAUGAUCUGGUUCGGCCGACCCAUGACCGCCUGGUCAAGAUCUUCUCAUAUACCAUCAACUUCAUCCGAUUUCGAGAGACGCAUACGAGCAUGAUAGAUGACAACUUCAACAAGGCGGAAACCACCAAGGCAAGAAUUGAGACGCUGUACACGGAAAAUCAAGACAUGGAGCAACGACUGGAGGAGAUGAAACACAACCGAAAAACCAUGGAGGCCGCUGUCAAGGACAAGAUCCGCCGAAAUGACGAACUGAAGGCUCGUUUGCUGGAACUGCGUAAGGGCCAGGAAAGAGUUGCAGAACAGCUGGAACGAGCGAAGGCCGAGAAGACACGGGCGCAGGCCACUCUGGAAGAGAAAACGGAGAGACUGGUCAAAGCACGGCAAGAGAGCGAGAAACUAAGACCAUAUGUGCUACAGAGCCCGGCUGCGCUGCAGAACGCCUUGACCGAGCUGUCGGAAAACUUGAUGCGCGAAAAGAGCCAAAUUGACCUACUGGAGCGACGAGGUCGAGCGCUACAAACUUCUGGUGACAGUUUUGGCGUGGUGCAAAACGACAUACAGGCGUGCGUGAAGAUCCUGGAAGAGAUUGCAGUUGAGCUACAGAAGGAGGAAGAGGAAGAUGCAAGGGCAGCCAAGAACCGGGACGCAUUGGCCGAACGGGGCAACAACGUGCGGGAGGUGGAGCAGAAUGAGAAGAUGUUGCAGCGGCAGCUCAAGAAAUGGGAGGAACGUACAGAGGAGUUGCGGCGGAAGCACAAAGAACGAGACGAAGCGAACAAGACCAAGAUGGACGAGCUGCGAGACAUCCAAAAACAGCUCCGAGACGAGAGAGCUGACAAGGGGCGGGAGAUGGAGAGAAGAAGAGUGCGGAUUGAGCAGACCGAGAAGAAGAUGGCGGAUCUCAAGGACAACAUCGAAAACGAAGUCCAUUCUGCUCACGAGGAGUAUCUGAAACUCGAGUCGCACAUCAAGCUGUACAUCACGGAAAUGGAGCAAAGUAUAUGA
Molecule: messenger RNA, 1374 nt
Organism: Capronia epimyces CBS 606.96
Lineage: Eukaryota; Fungi; Ascomycota; Eurotiomycetes; Chaetothyriales; Herpotrichiellaceae
Product: kinetochore protein nuf2
Exons: 3
Coding region: 1-1374 (457 amino acids)
Biological process (GO): mitotic spindle organization; meiotic chromosome segregation; kinetochore organization
Cellular component (GO): kinetochore; Ndc80 complex
Molecular function (GO): protein-containing complex binding
Source: RefSeq, a predicted model, not a curated record